ACAGUAUUGUCACUUUUGACAACUGACCGUUGACGUACAAUACUUUUGCUUUGCUGUCAAAUAUAAAAUUUUGCUUAGCUUGGCGAACUACCAACAAAGAAAAGUGCUAUGAAAUAUAAAUAGAUUUAUUAAAUUAAACCGGGUAACCUGUUUUAUUAUAGAAAAUAUAGUAGUCAAAUAAUAGGAAAAUGGGUUUUUUGACGACUACUGCCAAAAAAUUGUGUCAAAAUAUUAAGACUGUGCUAGAGUCAGGGAGUGUGGGGAACGCAUCGUCGUCUGAUGAAGAGCUCGAACAGUGGGAACAAAUAUUCAUGAUGAAUGAAAAUGGGAACAGUUACAAUGAUAAAAGAAAGAAAAAAAGUAUAUGGUGUCGGCCGUCUUGCAUCCCGGUCUCGAUCGUGAUAGUGCUGAUAGUGCUGGUGGUGCUGGUGCCGCUGCUGGACCAGCCUAACGUGACCCACGCCAACGCCACGAGCAGUCCCGUAGCAUUGCAUUGCUCAGACGAGUGUAGGUUAUCUUUAGUGGAAACAAUACCAGAGGGUCAUAUGUACCCUCCGAACGUAACGCAUUUGCCCACUAAAAACGUGUGGUUAGAUUUGAUAGAUGAAGCUCAAACUUCUAUAGAAAUAGCGUCUUUUUACUGGUCACUUAGGUUAAAUGAAGAAUAUCCUUAUAAUUCCUCUAUAGAGGGUGAACAAGUGUUCCAAGCGUUAUACGCUGCUGGGUCAAAAAGGAAUAUAAAUUUGAAAAUUGCUCAAAAUUGGCCCACAAAGGCAUAUCCUAAUAUUGAUACGGAAUAUUUAGUUAAGAAGAAAGCGGCACAGGUGAGGAGUCUCAACUUUUCCAAACUGCUCGGCGGAGGCGUUUUGCACACUAAGUUUUGGAUUGUGGACAGAACACAUUUUUACAUCGGCAGCGCUAAUAUGGACUGGAGAGCUUUGACUCAGGUGAAGGAACUGGGUAUUGUCGCAUACAACUGUACGUGUCUGGCCGCAGACCUCAGCAAAGUGUUCGAUGUUUACUGGAGUAUGGGCGCGCCGGACGCGGCGGUGCCGGACGCGUGGCCGGCGGAGCUCCACACCGACAUCAACAUGAGGCACCCGAUCAACAUCUCCGACGCUAAUCACAGCUACGGCGCGUUUAUUACUUCUUCCCCGCCGCCGUUUAGCCCCGAGGGUCGCACCGACGACGCCGAAGCGAUCGUCUCCCUCAUCGAGUCGGCCGAGCAGUUCGUCUACAUAUCCGUGAUGGACUACCAGCCGGCUUGUGUGUUCACGCCUAAACUUUUGUUCUGGCCGAAGAUCGACGACGCGAUCCGGAAAGCGGCGAUCGAGCACAAGGUGCGCGUGCGCAUGCUUAUCAGCUGGUGGAAGCAUUCGAGCGGCUCCGAGGACUACUACCUGCGGUCACUCGCCGCGCUGUCCGGCGCCGUGCCCGGAGUCAGCAUACAAGUGAAACGUUUCAUAGUCCCGUCAACGCCAGACCAAGAGAAGAUACCGUACGCGCGCGUCAACCACAACAAAUACAUGGUGACAGACCGCGCGGCCUACAUCGGCACCUCCAACUGGUCCGGGGACUACUUCACCAACACUGCAGGGGUCGCGUUAGUGUUGGAGGAUGAGGGGCUGAACACUACUGACGUACGGAGGGAUCUGCAGGCAGUGUUCGAGAGGGACUGGAACUCUCCCUACGCGGUGCCGCUGAGACGGUUAUAGCGUAGGCAGGCUCCGAGGUUUGCAAGUUUAUCAAAAUAGGUAAAAUGACUUAGAGAUCGAGUCGACGAAAUAAGGGAUAUAGAUUUAUUUUACUGAAAUUUUGGAUCUUAUAAUUUAAAAUGUAAUUACGUUUUUGAUGAAACGAAAAAAAUAUAUAUAUUUCUGGUGUACAUUUUUUUAUGAUUGAAAACUGUCGAAUUUUCUGCAAACUUGCAAACGUUAUUCAAUGGAUAUAUGUAUUCUUUCAUAGUAGAUAUAAUUUAAAUUUAGAUAAAUGAAAUUUAAAUAAAAAUCUUCCUUCUAGUAUGAAGCGUAAUGUUGAUAUGCACGAUUGUGAUCUCCUGUGUUCUUACAAUAGGAUAAUAAAUAGUGUGAAAACGUCAACAUAUUGGAUAUUUACAUGUUUUUUUAACAAUAUUUACAAUAAAAUAAUAAUUUUUAUGUUGACCGUACUAGACACAAUCAGUGUUAUUACAAAAAAAUACUCGAGACACAGUUUAAACACGUGUUUAGCUAAACAGUGUCUAAUUCUAAAAUCCAUUUCUAUAGUCUUGUCUAAGUCCUUGCAUUACAAAAUAGUGUUUAAAUAUUGUUUAUCUAAAUACCCGUUAAACCACAAAUAAAAAUUGUAGCAAAACUGAGAAAAUUUUUACUCUCAGAUGUCAAAUUAGUCUAUUUUCCCUCUAUGUGCCUGUUAGUGUGAGUCAAAUUAUUAUUCGUUAAUUGUGUUGUGCAGCUAUUUAACUCAAAAAUAAACAAAAUUAUCUAAUGUACUUGUAUUUGUUGGUCUAUAGUUCCACCUCGGCAAUCACAAGGAAGAUCUUUUUUAUAAAAUCCAAAAACAUUAAACUAUAUAGUUAGUUAUAGACCGGAUAUCAUAGCCAAAUUUCUACUCCACAAGUUAUUACCAAUUGAUCAUAAGUCGCCGUCUUAUUUGAAAUGUCCAUAUGACAAGAUCUCACAUGACACAGCGUCCUUAGAUAUAAAUACAAAAUUAUUAUAUUUACAGAAAAUAUGCUAAUCUUCGCAUUUAAAACAUGAAAAUCAUGAUAUGGGAAAAAUAUGAAGUAUUUUACAUUGAUGUUUUGCUACUUCACGGUAGAUUGAGUACUGAGUGAACCAUCACAUAUACGCAAAUGUUUGUGUGAUAACCUUCCUAAUGUCCGCUCUAUAUAAUCUCUUUGAUAAUAUCAAAUAUUUUGUUGGCAAAAGAUUUGCUGAAUCUGUACUUUUUUUAAAAGUAACUUCAUCGUAAUAUUCGAAUAGGUUCGUUAUUUUACGGUUAUACCAGUAUCAAGAAAGUUCUCCAUGAAAACUAAAUUUUCCAUAUCAACAUAAUCUAUAAGAUUUAGAUUCAUUGCUCGGGCUUUUUUCCAAUUACUACUUAAAAAACAGAACUGAAGUCACAAAAUAUAGACUACCACCUACUACCAACGUGGAAAGCAGUUUUAAGAUCAAACAUGCGUUAAAACACCGUCGGCUUGUGUUUAAAUAUAAACAAUGUUUAAACCAUUUCUAACUCUAACCAAUGCUUAAACAUGAAUUUGUAAUAGAAGAUUUUUUAUUCACGUGUUCGUCGCCUGUUUAACUUUUUUGUAAUACCACUGGAUGUAUUUUACAUUUUGUACCGCAUUUGAUUUUUAACGUUUACCUUAAUUGUUAAUAAAAUUUUGAAAUAAACCUAUAAGUUGAGAUAUUUUUUCUGUGUGGAGCGCUUGUGUACUGAAUUUACAGUUGUAAUAAUAUCCAAGGAAAUUAAAAAUUUAUAAAUAAUUUACAAUUCCAAUAUAUUGAACAAACGGCGAUGUAUUAAUUUCGUUAUUUUUUUCAGUUUACCUUCUAAUACAAGUUUGAAAAUACAAAAAUUUCUUUUAAUGGUUCAUAUCAAUCCAUGAAAAACUAAUUCACAUAAGUGACGUUUCCUUGCGGCGUUAAAUUUUAUACAUGUUUGUAUUAUUUAUUGAACGUACCUACUUCAAAUAAAAAUAUAUAUUUUUAAAUCAAUUAUAUCAAGUCUAAUUAUAAAUAUUUAUUAUGCUUUUAUUUGGUUCAAUAAAAGUAAUAUAAUUCCUUUACAAUUCAAAGGUUGUCAAACCUUCAUAAUAUUAAUAUCAUAGUAUUAAAUUAUACCACGUUUCUAAAUACUUACUUUGUGACCAUCGUGCGACUGUGUGCCUUGUAAUUAUGAUCCGUGAGUAUUCUUGAUUGUGAAACGUAUAUUUUUAAAUAUAAAUAAAUUGAUCAUGAAUAUUCUAUCUUACUAAGAUGUUAUUUGUAUAUUCAAAAUGCUUAAUGGUGUUAAACAGUAUUAUAAAAGCGGCAAUUCUCUUUCAAAUGUUUUAAACCGAAGGUAAUAAAAUAUAUCAGAUAGUUUUAAGUACAUUAUAAUGCAUCAUAUCUAAUGUAAGUAAAUAGUAUAGAAUUUAUGAAACUUUCGAGUGAUGUCACUUGGGUUUUUGUAAUAAAUUUGUUGCAAUUUGGAUGUUUUGGAUUUUAAAAUGUGUAUUUUUAAUGACUUGUUGUGUUACAUUGUCUGAAAUAUUAAAACAUAAUUUCUACAUAGUUGACUUUUAUGCAAAGGUAAAAAAAAUAAUUUUAAAUUAUCAAUGAUCUGUUAUUGUUUUUUUUUUUUUUUUUGGGGGGAUACAUAAUUUUUAGCUUAUAAUUUUCAGUAAACUGUGCAUGUUAGUUUCUUCGAUUUUUUAUUAUUGUACUUAUUAGUUGUAAGUGCUAAAAGCAAUAGAAUGAUUUCAAAGAUGACAAUACAUGUUAUCUCGGAUUUUUGGAUUUGUAAAUAAAAAAAUACGUUACUUUA
Manduca sexta (tobacco hornworm) is the source of this 4530-nucleotide messenger RNA. RefSeq names its product 5'-3' exonuclease PLD3. Lineage: Eukaryota; Metazoa; Arthropoda; Insecta; Lepidoptera; Sphingidae. The record is from RefSeq and is a predicted model, not a curated record. The coding region runs from base 189 to 1715 and encodes 508 amino acids. Gene Ontology annotation, molecular function: catalytic activity. The transcript has 11 exons.